AUGGCGACGCCGUCGCAGCACACGCCCACGCGACACUUCUCGCACGGCCCCGCGCACUCCCCGCGCCUCGGCACGCUCCCGUCCGUCUCGCCCGCGGUGACGCGACUCGACCGCGUCUUAGAUCUCGUCACCGAGCACGAGUCCAAGUUUCGGGACCAAGAGGUGCGCGUCGUGGACGUCUCCGCGCGCAUCGCGCGCGUGGAGGACGCCGUCGGCCGCGGGACCGUGGGCGACUUCGACGUCCGCGCGGAGCUCGAGGCUGCGAAGCUCGCGGUGGACACGCUGAACGCGCAGAUGCUCGCGUGCGUCGACGACAACGACACGAUCCGCCGCGACGUGCGAAACGCGCUCUCGCAGACGCGCGAGGACACCGCGGCGGCGGUGAAGCAGCUGAAGGCGUCGUUCAAGGUGAUGCUCGACGACGCGCUGGCGAAGAUGACGAAGCAGGUGGAGUCGGCAAAAGCCGUCGCGAGCGAACGCGAACGCCGCGGCGGCGGCGCGAAGGAGGCGGAGACGGCGGCGUUGAGCGCUCGCGUGGACGACGCCGAGCGAGUCGCGAGCGCCGCCGCCGCCGCCGUCGCCGAGCUGGCCGAGUCGAGCUCGACGCGCGGCGACGCCGCGGGGAGGGUGAGCCUGAGCGCGGAGACGUGCGCGCGGUUGGACGCGAUGGAGGCGGACCGAGAGAAGAUGAAGCGACGCGUGAACAAGCUGGUGACGUUUUAUAACCACGGGCUGAAGGAAUACGCGCGCGUCAAGGACGUCGCAGACGGGAAGCCUCUCUCCGGAGGGCGCUCCCCCGCUCUGUCGAUGCCGGGGAUCGCGGAGAACGACAAGGAGAACGCCGAUGGCAAGGAUAACGCGACGAUCAUCGCGCGGCUGCUCGCGCGCGUCGACGAGCAGUCCGCGGAGACGUCCGAGCUCCGAACGCGUUUCGCCGAGCUCGCGGCGAGAGUGGAACGACGGCCGGCGUCGGCGUCCGCCGCGAAGGCGCCGUCGAAGCCGCCGAGGACGCCGAGCACCGCGCGCGCGACGACGACGACGACGAAGACGGCGACGAAACCGUCCUCGUCCAAGUCGUCCUCGUCCAAGACGGGCGUCGGCGUCAAGAAGAAGACCAGCGCCGCCGCCGCCGCCGCCGUCGACGUCUCGGCGGUUUCCGCCGCGUCGUCGUCGGAUGAAAAGACGCCGCACGUCGUCGCCGCCGCGCGCCGAGCCGCCAAGGCGGCGAUGUUCACCCCGCGCGUCCAACCCGCGCCGUUCACGUUCGUCGACGCGUCCGACGACGACGUCGAGGGCGGUGGCGGCGGCGGCGUCGGUGCCGUGCCGCCGAGGGAGCUCGACGCGUUCGUGGAGCGCAUGCGCGAACGCGUCGGGAGCGCGGAGAAGGACGCGGCGGCGGCGGCGGCGGCGCGGCGGCGACGCGCGCCCGCGGUGAGCGCGGGGAAGCGGCGGAUACUCAGCGCGCUCGGCGACGCCGGGUUCGACAGCGACUGA
Messenger RNA from Micromonas pusilla CCMP1545, 1494 nucleotides. RefSeq lists its product as uncharacterized. The coding region runs from base 1 to 1494 and encodes 497 amino acids. NCBI's taxonomy places the organism in Eukaryota, Viridiplantae, Chlorophyta, Mamiellophyceae, Mamiellales, Mamiellaceae. The record is from RefSeq and is a predicted model, not a curated record. The transcript has 2 exons.